CACAGUACCUAGAAGUGUUAAGAAACAAAAUUACUUUGACAUUUUUAAACCAUCAGAGAUAAUCAUGUACAAACACGAAAAAUGUAUAACUUUAGUCACCACUGCUUCUUCAUUUAAUCAAAAUUUAGCUUUAUUAAAUGUUGACGAGGAAUUAUCCGCCGAAGCUUUAGCUGUAGUUCAUGAAAGUUUUAUUAAUGUUAUUCCCGUUCUUUAUCCCCAUAGAAGAAGCAAGUAUGUUCCUCUUUGUGAUGGUGAAGAACGAGGAAAAGGUUUAAUAAAACAGGUUAAAUGGGUCAAACUUAAUGGAGAAACAUAUUUCAUUGUGUUAUCAAACAUCGGAUUACAAGUUUACGAUGCCGAAUUGAUCGAGCUAAAAUAUUUCCAUGCUUGCAAUGAAAUUGGAGAUGAUAAAAAUUAUACAAUUGGAAUAUGUGUAAUUAAAGACGAAAUACUUUGCGUUGGUACACAUCUCGGUACCGUUUGGAUGUUUCGCCCUAACGAAAACAACAAUUCCAAAUUUAACGUUAUCAGUCGUUUUUACGCCCACGACGAGGCCGUAUUGUUAAUGGACGGUUACGAAGAUUACAUGGUGACCUCGUCAGAUAUGAUGACCUAUAUGUGGGUGCAUAAAACGAAAGGAUUUGAUAUUAUAAGAAAAUUACACGUUCCAGGUUUAUUUUCUAAACCUUCAUCAUUAAAAGUAACAAAUUGUUUAACAUUUAUGGGUUACGACAGCGGCGAAUUUUGCAUUUUCGAUUUUUUCGACGAAGAUUAUUUAUCUCGCACUAUUGGGCAUAAAUUAAAAAUAACCGCGAUUGAUUUUUCUGCUUUAACUGGUUACAUUUUGACUGGUUCUCAAGAUUGUUACGUUAAGGUGUGGAAAUUUAAACAAAGUUUACCUGAAGCUCAAUUAUUAUUUUCAGUACUUAAUGAAGAUGGCCCGAUUUGUGGCGCUGCUUUUUUAAAUCAUACUUGCACCCAAUUUUGCGCUGUGGCAGUUGACGCAAUUAAUAUUAAUGUUUAUUGUAAAUUGGAGAAAGAAAAUGAUACAAAUGUUGUGGAUGUUGAAGAAAAUGAGAUUGAAAAAAUUGAUGAUUUUCCUAUUAUUGUUUAAAAUAACUUAUUUUUG
This is a messenger RNA of Onthophagus taurus, 1129 nucleotides long. Its product is annotated as WD repeat-containing protein 54-like. NCBI's taxonomy places the organism in Eukaryota, Metazoa, Arthropoda, Insecta, Coleoptera, Scarabaeidae. The record is from RefSeq and is a predicted model, not a curated record. Gene Ontology annotation, molecular function: protein binding.